Physcomitrium patens is the source of this 355-nucleotide messenger RNA. The record is from RefSeq and is a predicted model, not a curated record. Lineage: Eukaryota; Viridiplantae; Streptophyta; Bryopsida; Funariales; Funariaceae.
AUACAGGACCGUCUGGGAAAUCAAACAGCGGUCAAUUGUGGAUAUGGCCGCCGCGAGAGGAGCGUUCAUUGACAAGAGUCAAAGUCUGAACAUCCACAUGGACCAGCCUAACUUUGGAAAGCUUACUUCUCUUCACUUCUACACCUGGACGAAGGGUUUGAAAACAGGCAUGUAUUAUUUGCGGUCGAGAGCUGCCUCAGACGCAAUCAAAUUUACAGUGGAUCAAAGUAGUAUUAAGAGUAAGCAAGAAACACCUGCGGCAGUUGUCUCUAACAAUCUGGAGGAAAAGAUGUCUCAAAUGGUGUGUUCGCUUGAGAACAAGGACGAAUGUAUGUCAAGUGGCAGUUAACGGGUC